UCGGAGGACGAAAAAUUGAAAAACGUCAACAAAGUGGCGGAAAUAUUAAGCGGUCGAGAUCCGCUUAGAAAACUACCUGAAAAGAGUUCAAUAGCAAAGCAAAAAACAAGGUAUAGUGCCAACGGGAUUGCAGAGGACUUGCCUGUCUUUAUCGGGGAAACGAGAGACCAGCUUUACCGAAAGCUCAGGCAGAAUAAGCGUCAUACAAGUGAAGACAUCCCAGUGACCACUAGUAAGACAAGAGCAACCUCCCUCGAUAACGGAAUCUUGGACAGAACUGACGCGGCAACUCCAAGACCUGGUCUAAAGAUGAGGUCAUUUAGUGCUGGUGUCGGUCUUGAUAAUUUGUUGAACGAAAAAGAACAACUGAAGGAAAGCAAGCCUGAUGACGAGCCAAGCAAGCAACGUUCCGGGGGUGAUGAGAGUCUUUCAGUACAAAGUGAGAGUUCAGCCACUGACUCUGAGUAUUCCGAUGAAGUGGAGGAGACACUUCUCAAGUUGGAGAAGAAGAGUUCACCUCAAUUUGGUGCAAGACAAAGCAAUGGAAGAGGAAGCCCAACUAGGAAGAAGCAUGUUGUUCUUCGAUCAUUCUUCGCAGAGGAAAGCGGUGAGGUAUCUCUGGAGGAAGGCGAGGAGGUUGACGUGCUGCAGAAAGGGUCCAGCGGUUGGUGGUACGUCAAAAAUGAUUUCUGUGAGGGGUGGGCACCGAGCGCUUUUCUUGCCCCUGGCAGAUCCAGGUCCAUAUCUCCAGAGACCUUAGAUCAGCAGGAAAUUUCAGACAACCAGGACGAGCAUUGGCAAAUCAAAGAAAAUUUGGAUAGCUGGCCCAAACAGAAACGUGAUGACUUGAAAAGACUCGUCCCUCAAGGAAAAGAGAAGUCCCCGGGUAGGAACGUUGCGAAAGUCGCCGCUCCGACGAUAACAUCUGAAAUGAACCGACGAGCCAAGCUGCUUACAGUCGAAGGAAUACAAAAGAGGAAGAAUCCCGAUAAAAAUUACGUUUAUAUUCUCAAAGUGGUGUGGUCAGAUGGGAACAUUAACAUAAUCUACAGGACAUGCAGUGAUUUUUUCUUUCUUCAGGAAAGCCUCAAAAAGGAAUUUCCGUCAGCCUUUGGAAAGGAAAUCCUUGCUCUUAAAGGGAGGAAAUUCAGUGAAAACUGCCAGUUCUGCUUUAGAGAUGGAACAUGCAAGAGACAGAAGUUCAUGAACCAAUUCUGCCACGAACUAAUCAAUGCACCUGACAACAUUUCAAAAAGCCAAGUUGUUAUGGACUUCUGCAGGUCUCGUGCCAGUGAUGUCCAUCCUCAUGGAGAGUCUGCAAAGAUGGAUGGCAAGACAACAGAGAAUGAUGAGGAGAACAAGGAGAUCUCGGCACCAAUGAUGUUUGAACAAUACGUAGUGACAGCUGACUACCAAAAGAAAAACAAGAAUGACAUUUCUCUCAAAGCUGGUGAUAUCAUUGAUGUCAUUGAAAGGAACGACUACGGCUGGUGGCUUGUUGACCGGGAAGGAGAGUUAGGUUGGGCUCCUGCAUCUCAUCUUGAGCCCACGGACAAUGGGUCAGAGAUUACUACAUCAAAAGUCUUUACACCUGGGAAAGAGGAGAUAUACAUGUCCAUAAAAAGCUAUCAGGCUCAAGCUGACGAUGAGCUGUCUUUUGAUGCUGACGUGAUGCUUAAAGUGGUGGAAAAGACUUUAGAUGGAUGGUGGAUUGUAAGCCCGCGUUUCUCAAGCGAGCGAAGGUUGUCCGUGUCGCGUGCAUUCCUCGCGUUCAGAAAAUACGCAAAAAAUUCUCAUGAACAUGGCGCUAGGCAAGGAAUCUCGCGCACACCUCCUACAAGGCGAAGCAUGGUUCAAAGAACAGUUCGCAACAUACAAAAGCGAAACUCUAUGGAAACCAAUGGUACACCAGGCGAUGAAAAUGGCAGCUCCAAGACCACCAGCCAAUCAGUUUCAGAAGCAGCAACAGUAAAUACCACGGCUAUAAAUAGGAAGGUUCUACCACGCUCCACAGACGUGUCCUUGUCAAGAUUCUCGCCCCAGACCCUAUCUUGCGAGUUUAGUCAAGGUUACUUGAACAACUCACUCCGGUCUGGCCAGUUAAGUGGUGGAUAUGGUAACUCACUAAGCGCAAGCCUUUCGUCCCUUGUGUCAUCUAAUGUUUUCACCGAGGAACCUAGUACUAGUGGCAUGAAGAAGUAUGCAUCACAUCCAUGGUUAGACAAUGUUGAAGGCGGCCUGGCAAUGUCGCGUCCUUCUCUAGCGGUGCCCCUUUCAAAAUCUGCCACCUCAUUGGAACACUACAAGAAUGAAAUGGAACUAAGUUUGAAUGGUGUCUACUCGACAGGCAAAAAAUCAAGUUCAGUAGGAAACAGUCCUAUUCCACCACAAAGAAAGAUUUCUUCAAGCAGGAGCUCACAUGCCUGUUCCCGCCCUAGACGUCGCGAUUCUGGCUUUGUGUCGCUGUUUAGGCCGUCACCCAGGGUAUCCCGUUCAGAUUUCCACUAUGAGAAUCAAGAGGAAAACAUUGCUUAUCCAAGAUUCUACAGAGCGAUGUACACGUACAAUUCUCAGGACGAUGGUGAAGUUGCUUUCAGGGAGGGAGAUGAAGUAGAGGUGAUUCAAAGAAGCGAGAAUGGCUGGUGGCUCGUACGAACAUCAGAGGAACUUGGAUGGGGACCUUCUAAUUUCUUACAGUCCCUGGCAUACUGAAGCAUUCAUGCCUUAUCAUUCGUAAAAGAACAGAAAAGAGCUAAAAGAAUGAAAGUCGCGGAGCUUUCCGACACGUGUAGGGCUCAAGACUGACUUUAAAAUACAACUGUUAUUUGCUGUUAGAACUUUUUUCGUAAAGGAUUGAUCCAUGCCGCUGUUUCUAUAUCUAAAUAUACUUUAUUGUCUGACAAAGCAGAAUAUCUGCAUUACAUUAGUUUACAAAAUAAAUAAAUAAAUAAAUAAAUAAACAAGCAAAUAAAUAAAUAAAUAGUUAAAUGAAGUUUUUAAAAGUAUUAUGCACAGCCUAAGAUAAAUGAAUUAAGAGAAAACAUUUAUAAGAAAGAAUUAAUAUAAAUUAAAACCACUCUCCAUGUUCAAUAAAGAGGUCACGAACGGCAGCCUUAUAAACACAGUGCGUUUUAUCAGGUAGGAUUGAGAACUGUACACGUUUCCGCAGUUUCAGCAGGGAAUUAUUCCAAAGUAGGAAAUGUUGUUUUUGUUCGCUUGUUCGAUAAAGGAAACCCACUCUUUUGCCAAAAGAACUUUGUAUUCCCAAUGCAAACAGACCGAAAAUCAACAGUUUUGUUUAUUUUUUUUGCUUAAUAUUUAUAGCGCAAGUUGUUCAACGAGUUCUCCCAUGCGCAGAAUGGGCAUAGUAGAGAACAAGCAAAGAAUACGAUCAGUUAGGAAAACUGGUCAGACUUCCAGAAUUGACCUAAUUGUGAUAUUUCCAGAUUUCUGUAUAAAACCUAGUCUAAACAUGGAAUCAGACUCCAUUCGUGCAAAAGUAUUUAUACAAUUCAACUUUCCAUUUACGUUGCAAAUUUAGCGGACUUCUUAUUGAGGACUGCAGAAUCACAGAAUCUAUAAUCAUCUUGACAAUGGCAACACGAUGACACCGAAACGUCGGUUUUUAUCGUUUUCAC
Molecule: messenger RNA, 3638 nt
Organism: Orbicella faveolata
Lineage: Eukaryota; Metazoa; Cnidaria; Anthozoa; Scleractinia; Merulinidae
Biological process (GO): superoxide anion generation
Cellular component (GO): cytoplasm
Molecular function (GO): superoxide-generating NADPH oxidase activator activity; protein binding; phosphatidylinositol binding
Source: RefSeq, a predicted model, not a curated record